AUGAGCAUCGCACAAUUAUUACAAGCUGCAGAAUUCCUGGAAAGGAAAGACCGUGAGGCCGAACACGGGUAUGCAGCACCUGCAACACAUAUUCCAGAUGAUAUUACAAAAAGAAGAACAAAAUCCAAGAAAACCCAGGGAAAUCGGUCCACUCACAACGAAUUGGAAAAGAAUCGACGAGCUCACUUACGUCAUUGUCUGGAAAAUUUGAAAGACCUCGUGCCAUUGGGACAAGACUGUACCCGUCAUACUACAUUAGGAUUAUUAACCAAAGCAAAAUCUUUUAUCAAGACUCUAGAAGAAAAGGAAAAACGAAAUGCUCAGCUGCUAGAAAAACUAACAAAAGAUAAUGGAAAUCUUCAAAGACGAAUAGAGGAGUUAUCAGGAAUCCAGUGGUACCGGCCUGAACGGAGCAUUAGUGAAUGUAGCACCUCAACCAAUUCAACUAAUUCAGCUUCAGAAUCAGCUGAAACAUCUAUAAGUUCCAGUUCUCCAAUUAGUGGCUUGGAAGAUGAUGUGGAUAUCUUAGGUUAUAACAGUACGCAAAGUGAUGAUAGCGAGGAUCGGAGUAGCAUUGACAGUGAAGGGUACGUUAAUGGAACAGGACAGCUGUCCCUUGGAAACCGAACCCCAUCGUCACUAUGA
Acanthosepion pharaonis is the source of this 645-nucleotide messenger RNA. Lineage: Eukaryota; Metazoa; Mollusca; Cephalopoda; Sepiida; Sepiidae. The record is from the annotation of a GenBank genome assembly.